AUGUCUCAAUUGACACAAGAUUUUCAUCGUCCAACUGUUGAACUCGGCUUGGAAUCAUCAUUUACACACGAUGUAACUUCAUCAUCAAAUGAACCAGCAGAGCAAUUAUCGAGUACAGGCUUGAAUGAAAACUUCAAUGUAUCAGAAACAACAAAUGAUCUACAAACAACCACAUUAACUGAUAAUAAUAAUAAAAAUUCGACAAAAAUUGAACUCCAACAAAAUCUAUCGACACCAGACUUGAAAAAAAUGCAACCAGAACAGAAAACCACAUCACCAUCUUCAGUUGAUCUAAAAAUCAACGAUGUGGAACAUAAUUUUAGUGAUUCAAUCAUCAAUGAUGAUCGAAUAUCUGCUGUUCAGCAUGUUGUCAAUAACCUUCAUCAAUGCCUUGAUAAAUUGAAGGAUGUUUAUGCAUCUGUUGCACAAAGCUCAGAUACACAAGAUGUUAUGUUAAAGAAACAUAUUGAACAGAUAUAUAAUGAUCUUCGUCUACGUAUUACAAAUGAACAACAACAAAAUGAUGAGUGUGGAACAGAUACAAUUACUGUUUUUGUUACUGAUGAAUCCCUUUAG
Messenger RNA from Rotaria sordida, 576 nucleotides. The record is from the annotation of a GenBank genome assembly. Lineage: Eukaryota; Metazoa; Rotifera; Eurotatoria; Philodinida; Philodinidae.